Erpetoichthys calabaricus (reedfish) is the source of this 2711-nucleotide messenger RNA. It is a transcript of the gene sspn, whose product is annotated as sarcospan (Kras oncogene-associated gene). The transcript is spliced from 3 exons. Lineage: Eukaryota; Metazoa; Chordata; Cladistia; Polypteriformes; Polypteridae. Gene Ontology annotation, cellular component: sarcolemma; dystrophin-associated glycoprotein complex. The record is from RefSeq and is a predicted model, not a curated record. Bases 141 to 1031 code for a protein of 296 amino acids.
UUGUUGUGUUGUAGCAUGUGUUGUCUGAUUCCUUGUGAUGCUGCUCUUUAAAAGCUCUGCUCUGUUGUGCGUUGAAACCCCCCUUGCCUUCCCCACUCCCCCACCCCACGCUUGGUGUUCUAUAUGUGGCACUUAGACGAAUGGAGAAAUCCGCUCCAAAUGUUUUCCAUAUUUGUUCAGAGCCAGUGAGAUUUCAAAUAGAAACUCAGCCUCAGACAGAAGAGUGGCAGGGUUUGAGGGAGCGAAAAAAAAAAAUCGUAAAACACAGAGAAAUGGGAAUGGAUGCUAAAAGCAAGUCAAGCCCUGCCCCUAACAGUCAGAGCCAGGCAGGAAAACCUUCUGGAGGACAACAGAACAGAGACCCCGUUCAGGAAAAGACAGAAAACAUGGAGAAGAAAAAAGGACGAAAGGGAAAAGUCAAUGCCGGCCAAAAGCAUAAUUCUCACACUUGCUGUGGCUGUGGCUUUCCUUUACUGAUUGCAGCGCUGCAGUUGCUUUUAGGUGUUUCUAUAACAGUGGUGGCCUUCAUAAUGACAGGCAUCAGCUCCUCUUUGCUGACCAGGGAGACUCCACACUGGGCUGGGAUUAUUGUAUGCUUGGUGUCUUUGCUGGGAUUUAUUUUGUACUGCAUAACUUACUUGCCUGAUGAAAAUACAUCCAUGCAAUUCAUCAUAAAGCUGGCAUACUUCUUGCUGUGUGCCCUCGGACUGGUCGUUUGUAUCCUGGCCGUAGCCUUUACCUGUCAUCACUACACGCAAAUCAACAACUACACGUGUGCCAUGGAGGACACAUGCGUCUGUAAACUGAAUCCCGAGGACCCCAUUGCCAGGAGCUUUGUCUACAUGGGCGUGCAGGACUGCAGCGAUAUCACAAGCUCUCUCAAACUUUACUUCCUUCUCCAAAUCAUCUUGAACCUGACCCUUGCUCUCGUCUGUCUAAUUUCCUGUUUUGUGAUGUGGAAGGACCGGUAUCAGGUUUUCUAUGCGGGUUUUCAGCUGGGCUGUCCUGCUGAGCAACAGCUAAAAGUGUAGGCUUCACGGUUUGUGGUUUCACCUUCCUCACUUAGCGUGGUGUGACGGCAGAACAAUCUGAGAUCUAAAUGUGCUGCACGUGUAAUGCAGGAAAAAGCCCUAGGUGCCCUUUGCAUACUGCAAUAUUCAGUGACCCAGACCGCUUCCGCACUUUGUGAAUUCUCAAGCAGGAUUCAGUAAGGUGGAAUUGUCUUCACCUCCAAGUAAACAUUUUAAGGUCAAAAUGGAUCCAAAUAAUUUCCUUCUUUUCAGGAAUGGAAAAAAAAAAUCACCAGCUCCUAUGGACAAUGUUAUUAAUUUGAAAUUGAAUGAGAUUAAGAGUGUAUGAAGACUGCAAUCAUCUAUAUUUUUUAUCUUUUUACUACUACUACCAAUUACAAAUGUAACUGAUUGAUCAGUGAAAGCGCGUCAGAUCAGUUUUAUUUGCUUAUCAUGGAUUGCCACUUCUCUGACAGCCGAAAACCAAACCACAGUUGGCACGUGGGGACCUUUUUGUUUUUGUUCUGACUCGUCUUGCACUUUGUAGUUUUCUACUAAGCACACAUCAGGACUCACAUCACAUAUUUCUGGGUUUUCCUCUGCAUAAUGCAGCUUUCUUUUUGACACUCGGCUCAACUAAUGCAAAGAAAAAGUAGACUUUUUUUUAAUGACAAGAAUACACUUUUUUUGUUUUUGCUUCUGCCAUUGCUAGUAGGAUGAAAGACUCGCUCGACUGUUCUGGUGUCUGUACAGCAAAUAAAAGACAACUCUUGAACCACAAUAAAUAAUUUAAAAGAAGAGUAGCAGGAGACUUUCUAGUACAAAAGUGAUCAAUGUAUGAAGGUGCCAUAUGACUGAUGACAAGACGAUGGUGUGAACAACUGAAAAUUUCUUGCCAUAACUCUCAAAAGUUCCAAAGUUGAAAUCAUUCUCGGUGCUAACAUUUAUAGAUUUUCCUCUGACUCAGAAAUAAACUGUGACAUUAUUUCUUUAUUUACUGAUUAAACCCAUCCCAGUAUCUUUUGGAAGAAUAACUGUACGUAUAGUCGAGAUAAGAAACGAAAAAUUACUUCAAUACCAAAUGCAGCACUUCUGCCGAGCUUCACAUUGAACACAAAUGUACAGCCUGUCUUGGUGUGCAGAGGAUCCAACUAUAACAGUGGGUGUUAUGGAGCGGAGAAGGAUGUGGGCGGGGCCAGAUGUCUCACCCCGCCCAUAUUCAGCAAUCCUCGCCUUGUUGCAAGAUGGCCAAGUUAUUGCAUAUGAAAGCCAUGACACUACACGUGUAUUUAUUUAAUCAUAUUCUUGUUUAUUUAUUCAUCACAAUACAAGUGAAAUACCAUCCCCUACUGUACCAUAACACUGCCAUAUCAAAUACUAGGAAACACUUGGACCUGCAGCCCUUGAAGAAAGGUGGUUCAUGCGCUUCUCACGAAACACAGCACCCCAGGUCACUCUGACGAGGGUGCUGCCACCUUUCUCGUGUCCUAACAGUGUGUAUGAUCAGUCAGAAUUUGUAAUGUGCUUCACUCUCAUCAGAUGUCACCAGGGUUCUUUUCUUGUCCUCUGCGCUACCACUAACUGUAAGAAAGACCUGAAGUCCAACAACAUGGUGGAGGAAGCCCACACCACCAGUUCUUUGGUCAGUGUUGUGCUGAGAAAUUAUGAAUUGUGUCCAUCCAUCCAUUUUCCAACCCGCUG